This is a messenger RNA of Tripterygium wilfordii, 1693 nucleotides long. RefSeq names its product 3-dehydroquinate synthase, chloroplastic-like. Lineage: Eukaryota; Viridiplantae; Streptophyta; Magnoliopsida; Celastrales; Celastraceae. Gene Ontology annotation, biological process: aromatic amino acid biosynthetic process. The transcript has 8 exons. The record is from RefSeq and is a predicted model, not a curated record. Gene Ontology annotation, molecular function: 3-dehydroquinate synthase activity. The coding region runs from base 154 to 1500 and encodes 448 amino acids. Gene Ontology annotation, cellular component: cytoplasm.
ACGACAUCGUUUCUUUCACCUCCCACCUACCCAACCCAACAACUCCUCUCCUCUUUCUUCCUCCCCAUCCACGAACCAGGUCCUCGCAAUGCUCAACAACCUGCGUUCACAAGCUCUUGCUCGUUCUCUGACCCGAAUCCGAAUCGGGACGACAUGUCAUCCACUGCUUCAAGUUCAUUCUCUCUUUCUAUCGCCAAGCCCUCAUCUUUCCACAGGCCAGGUUUCUACUUCGGGCUUCGGCUCCCCAACUCAAUCUCCAUGAGCUCAGAGGGAUUUGUGCCUCGGAGUUCUGUCGAGUUGAAUCGAAGCGGGUUGAGAGUGAGCCAGACGAGGUCGCCGAUACGCGCGAGCGCGGCGACGCAAGUGAUGGAUCUGUCUGUUGGCGAAACGGGCUUUAAGGCUCCCACGAUUGUCGAGGUCGAUUUAGGGGACCGGAGCUACCCGAUUUACAUUGGAUCCAGCCUUCUUCAUCAACCCGAACUGCUCCAAAAGCAUGUUCAUGGGAAGAAAGUUCUUAUUGUCACUAACAACACAGUUGCGCCUCUAUACCUGGAUAAAGUUGUUGAUGCCUUAACUACAGGGAACCCUAAUGUUUCAGUCGAGCAUGUGAUUUUACCCGAUGGCGAGAAGUACAAGGACAUGGACACUCUUAUGAAAGUCUUUGACAAAGCCAUCGAAUCAAGAUUAGACAGGCGAUGUACAUUUGUUGCCCUUGGAGGUGGUGUGAUUGGCGACAUGUGUGGUUAUGCAGCAGCUUCUUUUCUCCGUGGUGUUAAUUUCAUUCAGAUUCCUACAACUGUUAUGGCACAGGUAGAUUCAUCUGUUGGCGGUAAAACUGGCAUAAACCACCGCCUUGGGAAGAACUUGAUUGGUGCAUUUUACCAACCUCAAUGUGUCCUUAUAGAUACUGAUAUGUUAAACACACUGCCAGAUAGGGAAUUGGCCUCAGGGUUUGCAGAGGUUGUUAAGUAUGGACUUAUUCGGGAUGCUGAAUUCUUCGAGUGGCUGGAGAAAAAUAUGCAAGCAUUGAUGGCAAGAGAUCCAAGUGCUCUGGCUUAUGCUAUAAAGCGUUCAUGUGAAAACAAGGCAGAGGUGGUUUCAUUAGAUGAGAAAGAAAGUGGGCUCAGAGCGACACUGAACUUGGGUCACACAUUUGGCCAUGCAAUAGAAACUGGAUUUGGAUAUGGACAAUGGCUUCAUGGAGAAGCUGUUGCAGCUGGCACGGUUAUGGCUGUUGACAUGUCCUACCGCCUUAGUUGGAUUGAUAAAUCAAUUGUGAAACGAGUUCAUGACAUUCUAAAUCAGGCUAAAUUACCCACCACCCUCCCAGAAACAAUGACUGUGGAGAUGUUCAAUUCUGUCAUGGCCGUUGACAAGAAGGUUGCUGAUGGGCUGCUAAGGCUUAUCCUUCUGAAAGGUCCUCUAGGCAAUUGCGUUUUCACAGGCGACUACGAUAGAAAGGCCCUGGAUGACACUCUCCAUGCAUUUUGCAAGUCCUGAUUGGGAUCCACUGAUGUCUGUUUAUUGCAGCUGCAUAUACAAUUGUUGUACUAGAUUUUUGUGUUGUUAUGCUAGCUGGUAAUGCCCUUAAUUUUGAUGCCUUGUUCUUCCUAGAUUCUUUUGCCAAAUGCAUCGGCCAAGUUGUAACUUAAGAAAUAAUGGCUCAGUCAAUAAAUGUAUUUAUUUCCAACUA